AUGUUUGAUUAUCAGCUUCGAAAUCUUGGAUUCCUAACUUACUUACUUUCUGUCGCUACCAAGGUUGAUUCCAUUAAGCGUCGCACACUGAAAUCAGUCAUUGCGAAUACAAGGGGAAAAGAAAUGACACCCCGCUGCUUCAUUGUCCGUCACGGCGAGACAGAAUGGUCCCUAAACGGGCGGCACACCGGCUCCACCGACUUGCCGUUGACAGCAAACGGCGAGAAACGGAUUAAGGCGACGGGCAAAGCGUUGGUCGGCAAUGACCGGCUGAUCGUUCCAAAGAAGCUGGCACAUGUUUACGUAUCUCCCCGCACCCGCGCCCAACGUACCCUCGAGCUCCUCGAAAUCGGCUGCAAAGAGAGACUCCCAUGGACCGAGGCCAGAAAAUCAGAAGAGGAGGAACCCAUACGCACGGAAGCCAAGGUGGAAAUCACCGACGCGAUCAGGGAAUGGGACUAUGGCGAUUAUGAAGGAUUGACGAGUAAGCAGAUCAGAGAGCUGCGGGAGAAGAAUGGCCAGGGGCCGUGGGAUAUCUGGAGGGACGGAUGUCCAGGCGGAGAGACUUGCACAGCGCAGCUGAUGAAAGUGAACCCGGACAGAUCCCCGGAAGACGUCAUUCGUCGACUUGAUGCUUUAAUCGCCGAGAUUAGGGAAAAAUUCCACAAUAAAUACUUUGAGGGCUCGUCUGGCGGCAAAGGAGAUGUUCUGAUCGUCGCCCACGGCCAUAUUCUGCGCGCGUUUGCCAUGCGCUGGACCGGAAAGCCACUCUCCGAGACGACAUUGAUCUUGGAAGCUGGCGGAGUCGGCACCUUGAGUUACGAACACGACAACAUCCACGAACCGGCAAUCAUUCUCGGUACGGCCGGUUUCGUCGUAGAAGAGUAG
Molecule: messenger RNA, 888 nt
Organism: Aspergillus fumigatus Af293
Lineage: Eukaryota; Fungi; Ascomycota; Eurotiomycetes; Eurotiales; Aspergillaceae
Source: RefSeq, a predicted model, not a curated record